AUGGAAGAGCAAUGGCUGAUUUGGCUUUCUGCGCUUCUAAGCAGUGUGCUAGCAUAUUUCUUAUUAGAUCUAAUCGGGAGAAGAAUGAAGAAAAGAAGAGAAAAUCUUCCUCCUGGACCUCCUGCCUGGCCCAUCGUGAGAAACCUUCUCCAGAUGGGGAGAAAACCGAAUGAAUCUUUGUGGGCUCUUUCUCAGAAAUACGGCCCUCUCAUGACUCUCUCUCUCGGCAUGAAAACUGCUGUGGUGGUUUCCUCCUCUGAAAUGGCAAAGGAGAUGUUCAAAACCCAUGACCAAAACUUUGCAGGACGGACUCUGAUGGAAUCAAUGAAAGUUCUUUCUCACCACGAAUCUUCAAUCGCUUUUGCUCAGUAUGGAGAUUACUGGAGGAAAUUGAGGCGAAUUGCCACCACAGAGCUCUUCACUCCCACCAGACUCCACGCCCUGCAAUAUCUGAGAAGAGAUCAAGUCUCUCAGACAAUUCGAAUGGUUUUUGAGCAGAGUGGAAAAAGUUUGAAUAUUGCACAUUUGAUGUUCUACGUGGGUCUCAAUCUCAUGAGCAACGUCAUCUUUAGUAAGAAGUUGUUCGAUCCCAACAAUCCAGAGUCUGCAGAAUUGAGGAACACUUUUAAUGAAACGGUGAGGUUAACCGGAAAACCCAACUUGGCCGACCUUUUUCCGUUUCUGAGGUUCCUGGAUCCGCAGAGCGUGUGCCGUGAUCUGGGUGACCAUGAAAAGCGAUUACAUAACUACUUAGAUGUAUUCAUACAAGAUCGGCUAGAGGAGAGGAGGAGGGGCGUGGAUCUUCCCAAGGAAAAGGACUUUCUCGACAUUCUGCUCGAUUCGACUGCCCAUGAUUUCACUCUGGAAAAUAUCAGGGCUUUAGUUAUGGAACUUUUUUCUGCUGGUAGUGACACUACUAGUACAACAGUAGAAUGGGCUAUGGUGGAACUCAUUGCUAAUCCUCAGUGCCUCAUAGAGUAG
Molecule: messenger RNA, 981 nt
Organism: Cryptomeria japonica (Japanese cedar)
Lineage: Eukaryota; Viridiplantae; Streptophyta; Pinopsida; Cupressales; Cupressaceae
Product: ferruginol synthase-like
Exons: 3
Coding region: 1-981 (326 amino acids)
Molecular function (GO): heme binding; oxidoreductase activity, acting on paired donors, with incorporation or reduction of molecular oxygen; iron ion binding
Source: RefSeq, a predicted model, not a curated record